CGGUGGAAAGAGGCCGAAAAGCUAAAGUCAUCGGUGUUGAGGACAGGCAAGAAGGUGGUUGGAGAAGAGCAUCCUCGCGCGUCGACAAGCACGGCCAAUUUUGCUGCGACUUUCAAGUCUCAACGUCGCAUUAUGAUGGCGUCUUGGAGAAUCGCCCAGAAACUUCUCUUGACAGGACUUUGCAAUAGGAAAGAGCGACUGUAG
Aureobasidium melanogenum CBS 110374 is the source of this 204-nucleotide messenger RNA. RefSeq lists its product as uncharacterized. Lineage: Eukaryota; Fungi; Ascomycota; Dothideomycetes; Dothideales; Saccotheciaceae. The record is from RefSeq and is a predicted model, not a curated record. Gene Ontology annotation, molecular function: protein binding. The annotation marks the transcript as partial. The transcript has a single exon.